This is a messenger RNA of Closterium sp. Yama58-4, 2694 nucleotides long. NCBI's taxonomy places the organism in Eukaryota, Viridiplantae, Streptophyta, Zygnematophyceae, Desmidiales, Closteriaceae. The record is from the annotation of a GenBank genome assembly.
AUGCGCUGCAAUCACUAUCUAGAAGCCUCGAAUAACGCGCUCUCGCCUUCCCUGUCGCUCUCGUUUCCCAUUGCCAUCAACCUCGCUUCCUUCCCCGUCACCCUCGCUUCCCUUCCCCGUCGCACUCGUUUCCCCUUUCAUUGCCCUGCCCGUCCCCCUCGCUUCCUCUGCUCGUCGCUCUCGCUUCCUCUGCUCGUCGCUCUCGCUUCCCCAUUCGUCUCCCUCCGAGGGAGUCCCCGUCGCCGUCGCUUCCCCCUCCCCGUCGCCUUCGCUUCUCCCUCCGCGUCGCCUUCGCUUUUCCCUCCCCGUCGACCUCGCUUCCCCUGCUCGUCGCCCUCGUUUCCCCUGCUCGUCGCUCUCGCUUCCCCAUUUAUCUCCCUCCGAGGGAGUCCCCGUCGCCUUCGCUUCUCCCCUCCCCGUCGCCUUCGCUUCUCCCUCCGCGUCGCCUUCGCUUUUCCCUCCCCAUCGCCCUCGCUUCCUCAGUCAUCUCCCUCCUCGUCGCCCUCGAUUCCCCUGCUCGUCGCCCUCGUUUCCCCUGCUUGUCGCCCUCCUGCAGCAGCUGCAGCAUCAGGAGGAGGGCGGCUGAUCAGGCACACGGUGGACUACUUUCGAGAGCACUGGGUUCCGCCUCCCCCUCCUGUGAACGGCGAGCCGUCGACGUCAGCGCCAGGCUGGAACAUCGGUUUCUUAGGUGGCGGCAGCAAGAAGACAACAGGGCAAGCCAGAGCGACAGGAGCAGCAGCAGGUGGGAAAGCGACAGGCGGGGGGGCAGCAGGCGGAGCAACGGCAGGCUCCUCAAAGCACGUCCCUGCAUCUGUGAUUGCAUGCUCUCAUCAGGGCAACGGGCAUUUCAAGGCUGGUUGCUUCGAAGAAGCCCUCUCCUGCUACUCCCAAAGCAUUGCUCUCCAUCCCACCGCUGUGGCAUUCGCCAACCGAGCCAUGGCUGCACUGAAGCUGGGCAGUUACGAGGAGGCUGAAGCGGACUGCACAGAAGCGUUGGAUCGGGACGAUGAGUAUGUGAAGGCGCUCGCGAGGAGGGCUACUGCGAGACUGAGGCUUAGUCGACCCAUUGACGCUCUGCAAGACAUCACCCAAGGCCUCUCUCUUGAUCCCGGCAACAAGGAUUUGCUAAAGCAGCAAGUUCAGGCGAACGCUCUACUGCAGAAGCAGGCCAAGGAGGGAGUGGGGGUGAUUGCGAAGGCGCUCAAGGGAGGCACAGCAAGCGGCGAGGUUGUCGUGCCUGGGGUGUCAGGGAUAGCAGGGGGAGCAGGAGCAUCAGGAGGAGUCGCAGUGACUGUUUCAGGGCUUACUACAGAUGUUACAGGAGGAAAAGCGGUUCAGGAGAUUAAGGAGGUUAAGGGGAUUCAGGAUACUAAGGAGAUUAAGGGGGUAAAGGAGAUUAAGGAGGUGAAGGAGAUUAAGGAGGUGAAGGAGAAUAAGGAGGUGAAGGAGAUUAAGGAGGUGAAGGAGAUUAAGGAGGUGAAGGAGGAGAAGGCGGUUACAGAGGUUGAGAGGGGUGCAGAGAGUUCAGAGGCCACAGAAGUUGGUGGGGUCACAGGGGAUGGAAGGGUCGCAGGGGAUGGAAGGGUCGCAGGGGAUGGAAGGGUCGUAGGGGAUGGAAGGGUCGUAGGGGAUGGAAGGGUCGUAGGGGAUGGAAGGGUCGUAGGGGGUGCAGAGGCAGGGGGAGGCGCAGGGGGAGGUGCGAAAGGAGGUGGGGGGGAAGGUGUGGAGGGAGGUGUGGGGAUUUUAAGGAUCAGUGAUGUUACAGAGGCGGAUUCACAAGGGAAGGGACCCGUUUCGCCUGGAGCAGAGAAUAAGGGGAAGGCAGAACACGAGAAGGAGGAGGAGGAGGCAUUAGGAACACAGGCGGAGGGAACGCAAGAGCCAUCCUCCUCCUCUCCAUCCGCCCCUCCUUCCCUUCUUUCCGCCUCCCCUCCCCCUGCUUCUUCCCUCUCCACCCCUCCUAUCUCCCCCGUACCUUCGACUGCUGCUAGUGUCGUUGCCGUUCCCAGUCAGCGCGGGGUCGAGCUGACGUCAGUGCAUGACGUGGCGGUCGAAGGGACUUACGGGCCAACUCGAAAGUCACUGCGGGGUGUAGAGCUGACGUCAGCACAUGAGACGGCAGUGGAACGGGCGGCGGAGAUUCUGCGAGAAAAGGCAGCUGCUGCAGAGAUGAUGGGAGUGGGGCGGCACGAGGGGGAGCGGGGAUUGAGACAGGAGUUAGGGGUAGGGCAGCAGCAGGAGCAGCAGCCAGCAGCGGUAGCAGCCGCAGCAACAGUAGAAGCACCAGCAGCAGCAGCAGCCCCAGUGGCCUCUCCUGCUCCCCAGUCAGCAUUGGAGUUUGAGAGGCGGUGGCGGCGGCUGCAGGGGUGUGACGACGCACAGGCUGCCUUGAUCAAGUCACUCCCGCCUGCCCGCCUAUCAACCAUCUUCAAAGACUCUCUCUCUCCGCCGCUCCUCGCUGCAGUGCUCUCCAUAAUCCUUUCAACUCUCUUCAGCUCGGAUUCCGGAGCAGCCGUGGCUCUGCUCUCCGCCUUUCCUUCUGUGCCGCGCUUUCCCAUCCUCCUCCUCUGCAUGCCGUCUGCUGACAAGCAACGUCUUUCCACCCUGUGGGAUGAAGCCCUCUCGGCCUCCAUUCCAGCCGCUGCCACCCAUACUACCCUGCAGCACCUGCGCUCAGCGUACAAGCUCUAG